Molecule: messenger RNA, 607 nt
Organism: Urocitellus parryii (Arctic ground squirrel)
Lineage: Eukaryota; Metazoa; Chordata; Mammalia; Rodentia; Sciuridae
Source: RefSeq, a predicted model, not a curated record
GAUUGAAUCUAUGCAGCUGUAUAUAGUCCAGCCUGUGAAUCCAGAACUCAGUGCAGGGCCCAUCACUGGACUGACAGGCUCAACAGCUUCCGAGCAAAUAUUGUUCUUACAGUUGAUAUUACUCUGUCUUGAAAGAGCCAAUUGCCACGUCUUCCUGUAUGGAGAGUUGAGAAGCGUGAAUGUUGGAUUCGAUCCACAAGGUGCCUCCUUGGUCACUCCAACAUCAGAAUGCUUUCUUGCCUGGGGUACUCAGACUUAUGCCACUGGCAGAUAUUACUGGGAGGUGGAAGUGGGAGACUCUUGGAACUGGGCUUUGGGAGUCUGUAAUGAUUAUUGGGAAAAGGACAGAAAUUACAAGAUGGAUGAGGUGGAGGGGCUCUUCCUUCUUGGAUGUGUUAAGGAGGAUUCCCAUUGCACUCUCUUUACCACCUCCCCACUUGUACUUCAAUAUGUACCAAGGCCCAUUGGCCGAAUAGGAGUAUUCCUGGAUUAUGAAGGUAGAGUGGUGAGCUUCAUUAAUGUUGCUCAAAGUUCACUGAUACACAGUAUUCUUUCCUGUUCCUUUUCUCCCCAUGUCAAUCCUGUUUUCUGCUGUAGUCACAUCUGA